Abrus precatorius (Indian licorice) is the source of this 1830-nucleotide messenger RNA. Its product is annotated as caffeoylshikimate esterase. Gene Ontology annotation, cellular component: membrane. NCBI's taxonomy places the organism in Eukaryota, Viridiplantae, Streptophyta, Magnoliopsida, Fabales, Fabaceae. Gene Ontology annotation, molecular function: lipase activity. The coding region runs from base 191 to 1159 and encodes 322 amino acids. The transcript has a single exon. The record is from RefSeq and is a predicted model, not a curated record.
UUUAUUAUUAAAGAUAGUGGAUCCAGGCAUGAAAUUGGAUCCAAGCAAAAACCCAGUCCAACCAGGCAGCAAAAGCGAGUGAGUGAGUGACACACCUGAAACCGAGUCAACUCGGAGGCGCAAAAGCCAAAACUCCUCUUGGGAUUUUCCAAGUGUCGCGAGUACCACGUCCACAAACACAAACACAACAAUGGAAGAACAGCAAAAGCUUAUGGAAUCAUCAUCGUACCCUUUCUACUGGGGUUUCACCCCAGAAGAAGAUUACUACAAUCAGCAAGGAAUCAAAGCCUCAAAAUCAACCUUCACCACACAACGAGGCAUCACACUCUUCACAAGAUCAUGGCUUCCAAACCCCAAUACACAACCACGGGCCUUAAUCUUCAUGGUCCACGGUUACGGCAACGACAUCUCUUGGACCUUCCAAGCCACUCCAAUUUUCCUUUCCCAGAUGGGUUUCGCUUGUUUCGCUCUCGACCUUCAAGGCCAUGGACACUCUCAAGGCCUCAAAGCCUUCGUCCCUAACGUGGACCUUGUUUUACACGAUUGCCUCUCCUUCUUCAAUUCAAUUAAACAAAACCCUCUCUUCAAAGGGUUGCCUUGUUUCCUAUAUGGCGAGUCCAUGGGUGGUGCCAUAUGCCUCUUGAUCCACUUCGCUGACCCUAAUGGGUUCCAAGGUGCCAUUUUGGUGGCACCCAUGUGUAAAAUUUCUGAUAAGGUUAGACCCAAAUGGCCAAUUCCUCAAAUUCUCACUUUUCUUGCGAGGUUCUUUCCCACUUUGCCCAUUGUGCCUACCCCGGAUCUUCUGUAUAAGUCUGUGAAGGUUGAUCACAAGAAGGUUGUAGCUGAUAUGAACCCUUUGAGGUAUAGGGGCAAACCCAGGUUGGGGACUGUGGUGGAACUCUUGAGGGUCACUGAUUUAUUGAAUGAGAGGUUGUGUGAUGUGAGUCUUCCAUUUGUGGUGUUACAUGGUAGUGAUGAUGUUGUCACUGACCCUAAUGUGAGUAGGGAGCUGUAUUGUGAAGCUAAGAGUGAGGAUAAGACCAUUAAGGUCUAUGAUGGGAUGAUGCAUUCUUUGUUAUUCGGGGAAACCGAUGAGAAUGUUGAAAUUGUUAGGAAGGAUAUUUUGUCGUGGUUGAAUGCUAGGUGCAAUGGGGAUUAGAAGGGAAGGAUUGUUUGUUAUUUAUUGGGUUUUGGUAACUGUAUGGUAUGGUAUGAAAUGUGAAUGUGUGAUGAUGAUGCAUUUGAUGAAAUUCCUUCCUCAAAUAUGUAAACAGUUUCUAUAUAAAAACUGUUCUUCUUCAAAAUACACGAGACAUUUUCUUGUACCAAAUUCAUGUGCAUGUAUAUACACAUGUUGAAAGUUUGGGACAUAAUGGGCAUACUGUGUUUUGGGGGAGUGGCAUAUGUUUUGACAAUAAGGGCGGGCAAAGGAUAGUUACACGCCUGGCAGAAAUCAUAUUUAUUUAUCCUGGUAACAACACAUUCUGAAAUAUAUUCUUCUCAAUGCAUACUAUUAUUAGUUGAAAUUUCUUGUUAACUACCAAAUUAGAAGAGAUUUAUUAAAUUAGGAGGCAGACUCUUGUAAUUUUAUAAUUUUUAAUAAACUAUAGUCAAUAAUUGGUAGAAAUAGUAUCGUUAACACUUCUCUUUAUAUCUCGUUAUUUACAAACAAAAGAUGGGAGUUUUAGAGUUGCCAUUAAGUGUAGCUAUUACCAUGAGACACGAAAGCUAAAUGCCCUAGGUUGCAGCUCUCUGCAAAAUGUAUAAAGAAACAUGUAUAAAGCGUUUAAAUGCCCUAUAGGUUGAGACACAAUUGUUUUGGAUUAAACC